AUGCUAAAACUCGGUUGCUCGCUCUCCUCCGGCAACCCAGUAAAACGUUGGCGACUUCCGCGCAGCCAGGGUAAUCGGCGCAAGCUGUCUCUCUGCAUCGCGAUGAUGGGCAUGCCCCGAGUGCUGUUCCUGGAUGAGCCUUACGUCAGCGUGGGAUCGACAGCGCGCAAGCGAAUCGUCAACUAUAUCAAAGCACUACAGAGAGUUUCCAAGAUGUCCAUCGUACUGGCGUCGCACAGUCUGUCGGACGUGCAAUUUCCGUGCAACCGAAUCGCCAUUAUGGGCGAUGGACGGCUACAGUGCCUGGGCUCGUUGGCACGACUCAAGGAGAAGUUCGGCAAGGGCUACACGAUCACUGUUAAGACAUACCCGGAUCGAAAGGAGGAUUACAUCUACCAGGAGGGAAUCGCCUUUGCCGUCACGGAUAGCUUCCCGACCGCUGAGCUUGUGCGCACAUACGAGGGGCUGCUCGAGUUCCGCAUGUGCCACGUGCGGCUCCACUGAAGCGAGAUGUUCUCGCGCAUGGCGUUCAUCAAAAAGAAGUUCAAGCUGCAGGACUUCUUCAUCACGGACACUUCGCUGGAGCAGAUUUUCCUGAGUGUGACUCGGAAGGAAGCUAGCGACGCAGCGGCGGCCGCUGCGGCGGAGGCGCAGUCGCAGCCCACUGUUGUGCCCACUGUUGCGAAUACACUUGGCAUCUAG
This is a messenger RNA of Dermacentor andersoni, 702 nucleotides long. RefSeq names its product ABC transporter A family member 7-like. Lineage: Eukaryota; Metazoa; Arthropoda; Arachnida; Ixodida; Ixodidae. Gene Ontology annotation, biological process: lipid transport; transmembrane transport. Gene Ontology annotation, molecular function: ABC-type transporter activity; lipid carrier activity. The record is from RefSeq and is a predicted model, not a curated record. Gene Ontology annotation, cellular component: membrane; intracellular membrane-bounded organelle.